Messenger RNA from Exophiala dermatitidis NIH/UT8656, 918 nucleotides. RefSeq lists its product as uncharacterized. Lineage: Eukaryota; Fungi; Ascomycota; Eurotiomycetes; Chaetothyriales; Herpotrichiellaceae. The record is from RefSeq and is a predicted model, not a curated record. The transcript is spliced from 2 exons. The coding region runs from base 1 to 918 and encodes 305 amino acids.
AUGGACAUGGAUUUUCACAGUCCAGAAGCACAAGAGAUCAUCAUAAAGCGAUGUGCAGCACUGCGUGAGAACAAGGUCAAUAUCCUGAGUCAUUCCAAUACCACCAAUUUGGUGGUCAGGUUGACCGACACAAUCGCGGCCAAAUUUGGAAUCGGUGUUACUGCAGCUGAAGCUGAAGCACUUGCGUUCGCGUCACGAGCACUUGAUCCAGCAAUCGUGAGAGUACCGUCCAUUGUCCAAUUCUUCACAAGACCUUCAUAUGGGCUGUGGACGACCGGGUAUUUGGUCAUGGGGUUUGUGCCAGGCACUCCACUCGAUCAGUUAGAUUUGGAUGCAUCAUUGCAACUCGUACACCGCGUCGAUCUAAUCAUCCAACACAUUCACAGUUUCCACGGGAAUCGUCCUGGCCCUCUCGAUGGAAGUCCCGCACGAGGUCUGCUAUGGUCCGAUUAUACCUCAGGACAGCGUUUCGGCACACGAGAUCAUCUGCAAAGCUACCUCGAGGUCAGACUAUCACAUCUACAGCGAGAAAUCACCAUAGAUGUGACGAACAUGGACUUGUCCUUCUGCCAUAUGGAUAUUGCUCCACGCAAUAUAAUCCUGGGCCCAGACAACUCGAUCACUCUUGUGGAUUGGGGCUGUGCAGGCUUCUAUCCUUCCAUCUUCGAAACGUGGGCUAUACAGUUAGAGGCGUAUAUCCACGGACACCCGUUCAUGGAGACUCUGGAAUCGAAGCUGGUCAAGCGGUCUUCGUGCGCGGAAAUCGCACAAAUCGAUGCCCUCAUGCACGUUUAUAGGGCAAAUCAAUCAGUUGCAUUCCCCAAUUCCGAUGCGCAGAACGAGACGGACUACCUCAUGCGAGAAGUCCUAGGUGACGACUGGAACCAUGAAAAGAUGCAAAAACUUGUUGGUGAAUAA